This is a messenger RNA of Cryptotermes secundus, 13181 nucleotides long. Its product is annotated as ankyrin repeat domain-containing protein 50. Gene Ontology annotation, molecular function: protein binding. The transcript is spliced from 19 exons. NCBI's taxonomy places the organism in Eukaryota, Metazoa, Arthropoda, Insecta, Blattodea, Kalotermitidae. The record is from RefSeq and is a predicted model, not a curated record. Bases 922 to 5271 code for a protein of 1449 amino acids.
ACUAAGGUUCGUGUGUUGCGGUGUUGAGUCUGUUGACAUUUUUUUAUGUGCAAAUAAACCGACGGCCUUAGUGUCUAGGAUGAUUUUUAUACGUCAAAGAACAUCAAAUUUAAACCCACGGGAUAGUUUUUUACCUGCGUAGUAUAUAUCAAUUAUAUAAGCUUUGCAAUUUACCCUUUUGUUUUGUGAUACGAGGAUUGGUUCAUGGGGCUUGUGGGAGGGGUGACAGAAGCAGACCAUGACAUACAGUGCUUCUUUAUCUGCAAGAUACGUGUAUUUCGUUGGCAUAUCAACUCGGAUUUUUAAUUAGUGAGUGACUGUCAUUUGUGCGUUUUUUGAGUCCUUUUUUGUGCUACUGCGAAACAUUUUGGGGCAACCCCCUAUACAUAAUGUGGCUAUAAUACUGUGUUUUUGUUAGUGGUGUGGGUUCCAAGUAGAAGCAACCUAUGUUGGUUGUGUUGGUGCAAGAAGGAAAGAAGAGACGUAUGAUAUGUUAUACAACAUUUUAUCAGUUUUCAUGAAGGUUACAGCUUAAGUCACACAGGAUAGUGUCGGUCUGCGUUAGCUGCAUUCCAGCCUCUGAGACUGAUAUAUUUCGGCCCCGUAGUUGAGGAGAACUUCCUGUCUUAACGAACUGGUAAUGGAUAUGUGAUAUCACACAUGCAUCAAAAAUGGACGGCGAGGAUGUGUCAGAACCCGCUGUUGAAGAAAGAACCAUCCUUAGAAUUGUGCAGAGGUAGUAAAGGAAUAUUACCUGCACCUGUAAAUAUGUUACAUGAAUGUGGUACAGCAGUAAUACCCUUUACGCAUGCUUAGCAAAUGGGGACAUGUGUCGUACUACCGAAGAAAUGUGACCGAAUAUUAGACGAUGGUGGUUAGAAUGUGCAAGAAUCUGUAACGUACCAUAGUGCAGUGUUCGUGAUGGCCGCCUCUCUGCUAGAAGGCAAGCGAUUCUUUUGCCGGGAGUGGGCGUUCCUCAAACUAGCACAUUCUCUGGAACAGCGCCCAGUAUCCAAAACUUGUGGUACAAUGGUGGUUGGAGGGCCUGGAACAGGCAAAACAGCCCUGUGCUGUGAGAUAGUUUGGCCAAAACAGGGCUCUGCUUGUCGACAACAACGCAGCCUCAACAGACGUCUCCUGGCGUACCAUUUCUGCCAAGCCCACGAUGCAUCUACCUUAUCCCUUUCGGUCUUCGUUAGGAAUAUUGUGUCACAACUCCUCGCCAAAUGUUCCUCUCCAAUUGCAGACGAAGAUGGAACUAUCCUACAGUCUCCAUCUUCUCCACAUAUCCCAAAAUCGUUUUCUGCCGCUGAGGGCUAUGCAGAUAAAGUUCGGAACGACCCAGAAAUUCUCGCUGCUUUACGUCCGGAAGCUUUAGAACGAGAUCCUGAUGAAGCUUUAAAACGCGCAGUCCUCUUCCCUUUACUGGAAAUUGAACCUCCAAAGCAGUGCCUAUUUUUAUUAGUGGAUUCUAUAGAUGAAGCUCAAAUGUUGAACAUGUCAGGAUCAUUAACUGCAUCGUCCUCGAGUCGCCGUGGGUCGGUCGGAACGAGCAGGACGAUCGCGGAAUUGCUGGCAAACCAUCACCAUCUGUUUCCUCAGUGGCUUGUGCUUAUCUGUACAGCAAGAAGACAGAGUAAAACCGUGUCUCGAAUGUUUACAGGAUUCCGGAAGAUCAGCCUUGACGACCUUAGGAAAUCUCAGGUUGUAAGGGAUGUUCAGCAGUACAUUCUAGCCCGCCUGGAUCAGGAAGACUCUCUCAGGCAACACAUUAGUCGUGAUACGGCGGAAAUGUUAAAUCAGCUUCACAUAAAAAGCAAUGGUUGCUUCCUAUAUCUCGAGAAAGUUUUGGACGGAGUUGCGGAAAAUUUCAUUGUACUUAGGGAGAUACGCGAGAUCCCAGGUACUUUAAAUGGUCUUUAUCUUUGGCUUUGUCAAAGACUUUUUAAUCGAAAACAGUUUUCAAAGGUUCAGCCUUUGCUUAACGUAAUUCUUGCAUCAAGAAAACCAUUAACUCAGGAUCAGCUUUACCAGUGUGUGUGGACGUCUAACACAGUGAUGAGUCGUGAGGACUUCCAGAAGCGACUGCAUCUGCUGCGACGAGUGUUGGCUGUGUGUAAGGACGGCACGCUGCUUCUCUUUCACCACAGUUUUUCCGAGUGGCUUUUGGACGUGAAGCAUUGCACGCAGAAGUACUUGUGUUCCGCAAGUGAAGGCCAUGCCAUGCUAGCCAUGAGCUAUACCCUAAGGGCACAUGAACUCACGGCAGACGAGGUGCAGGGCUAUGCACUGCAUCUGAAUCGGCUGCCAGCUCUGCCAGCAUCUGUUGCUAAUGAUCUGGCAUCCUCCUGCUCGCUGGAUUACCACCAUAUUGUGCUGCUGUGGCUUAUCGGCUCCGGGGCUCCUGUUGAAGACUGCCUCCUCCAGGUGGAUGGGUUGGAUUGGGAAGAGAGACUUAGUUCUACGCUGCCUACUCCCAGAGAUCCACGUGUUGUUCGAUUACUCCUUGAAGCAGGUGCUAGGCUAUCGACUGAAGAAGAAAGAAACGAUGCCAGAGAUGGAAAGAGUGGCUGUGAACAUGCAGAGGAAGUUGUUUCAUCUAGUCAGGUGUCAGAGGAAUGUAGCCCAGUCAUAGAGUCACUGGUUCGUGAUCCUCUUGCUGAAUUGCUGGUGCUUGUGGAUGGAGAUGUAAAUAGGCCAGAUGGGGGUGGACGCACCUUGUUACACUCAUUAUCGGCUGAGGGGAAUGCACAGCUACUGGAGCAGGCAAUAGCUAUGUGUCAUGAUGCAGACCUUGAAGCAACUGAUCGCCAUGGACAGACUCCGCUCAACCUGGCUGCAAGGCAUGGUCAUGGAGAUGUGGUGGCAGUUUUGUUAGCAGCUGGUGCCACACCAGAUCAUGCUGACUGUGAUGGUUGGACUGCACUCAGAGCAGCAGCAUGGGGAGGACAUACACAGGUAGUGGAAUCUCUCCUUGAACAUGGUGCAGCUGUGGAUUGUGCUGACUCUGACCAGCGCACAGCUCUGCGGGCAGCUGCUUGGGGUGGUCAUGAGGACAUCGUGUUGGCACUUCUACGUCAUGGUGCAGAUGUAAACCAAACAGAUGAUGAGGGCCGCACAGCGCUUAUAGCAGCGGCUUACAUGGGACAUUCGGAGAUAGUGGAGCACCUCCUUGACUUUAGUGCAGAGAUCAAUCAUGAAGAUGCUGAUGGGAGAACUGCACUUAGUGUAGCAGCACUUUGUGUCCCAGCAAAUGAAGGAUAUGCCAAGGUUGUGAAUAUUCUACUUGAACGAGGUGCAGCAGUCGAUCAUCAAGAUAAGGAUGGAAUGACACCUCUGCUGGUUGCAGCAUUUGAAGGACAUAGGGAUGUUUGUGAGUUGCUCUUGGAAUAUGAGGCUGAUGUGGACCAUGCAGACCGUGGGGGCCGAACACCACUAUGGGCAGCAUCAUCUAUGGGACACUCAAGUGUUGUUGAGCUGUUGCUCUUCUGGGGCUGUUAUGUGGAUAGCAUUGAUCCAGAGGGGCGGACGGUAUUGAGUGUUGCAGCUGCGCAAGGUGGAACAGAUGUUGUCAGUCAGCUACUUGAUAGAGGACUUGAUGAGCAGCACCGUGACAACUCAGGCUGGACACCGUUGCAUUAUGCAGCCUUUGAAGGGCAUGCUGAGGUAUGUGCAGCUCUCUUGGAAGCUGGUGCACGCGUGGAUGAGGCUGAUAAUGAUGGCAAGGGACCGCUGAUGCUGGCAGCACAGGAAGGUCACACGCAGCUUGUGCACAUGCUGCUUGCUGAACAUGGUGCACCCCCAGAUCAGCGAGCCCAUGAUGGUAAAACAGCUCUCAGAUUGGCAGCUAUUGAGGGACACUGUGAAGUUGUCCAGAGCCUGCUAAGUCAUGGUGCCGAUGUGAACAUGAGGGAUGCAGAUGGAAGAAGUACAUUGUAUGUGUUGGCAUUAGAAAAUCGUCUCGCAAUGGCCAGGUUUCUCCUGGAGGAAGGAGCAGCUGACAUUGAAAGCAGGGACUCUGAGGGUAGAACACCUUUGCAUGUUAGUGCGUGGCAGGGCCAUGCGGAUAUGGUCGCAUUACUGCUUACCAUUGGUGGUGCAGAUGUUAAUGCAACAGACAAUGAAAAUCGGACAGCACUUCAUUCGGCAUCUUGGCAGGGUCAUGCAUCUAUUGUGAGGUUACUUCUGGAACAUAGUGCAAGGCCAGAUCAUACUUGCAACCAAGGUGCAACUGCUCUAGGAAUAGCUGCUCAAGAAGGUCAUGAAGCUUGUGUGAGGGCACUUCUAACCCAUGGUGCAGAUCCUAACCAUUCAGAUCGCUGUGGACGCAAUGCAUUGAAAGUUGCUGCAAAGAGUGGUCACGACUCUGUUGUGAGACUGCUGGAGGAGUUUUCUGCCAGUCAAAAACAACAGCUUGGCCGACCAGGGAUCAAUGGUGGAGGCAGCAGCAGUGCUACUUCAGUCACUUCUGGUUCCACAGCAGAAACAAAACCGUCUUCUGCUGUUUUGUGUCCACCAGGUCCAUGCCAUGCGUAUUCACCAGUGGAAUCACCAGACUCCAGCAAACGGCGCUCAUUUGUAUCACUGGGGAAUAAUUCAAGUAAUAGCAAGUCCAGUUCUAAUUUUACUGGCUCCACUAAAAGUUCCCAACGAUCCCAGGAGCCUGGGGGCAAUUCAAAUCUUGUCCCACCUCUUCAGCAUGCUCAGCAAGCACAGAUUGUAGGCGGUCCUGCAUUAUCCUUCACUCAGCAGCUGCAGCAGUGUACUCGUGGCACAAAGACACGCCCUCUGAGCAAACUACUUAGUCCUCUUCAGAGUGAACCUCAGAGUCCAAUUUAUGCAUCACCUCCUCACAGUCCGCUCAGUGAUGUGGCUGUUCCUAGCAGUCCUUUGGCCCUCAUGCCCACCACAAAUCACAAGUCAGGUCUACUAAUAAACUCAGGAAUGGUAGCAGAUCCUCACUUUGCAAGAGAUACACAUAUGCGCAUAAUCCUGGGCAACUCUGGGAGUGCUGUGGGGCGAAGUCCAACAUCCAUUCUCUCUUCUCAACCUUCACCUGACUUUGGAAAUUCAACUUCUGGUGGCAGUGGAGGUUUAUUGAAGCCACGUCGUAAUGGAAUUGUGACAAAUCCUGCAUUGAGAAUAGUGGCAGGUGUGAAAAAUGGACUGGAUGCAGCUGCAGGGAGGAAACAUGGCAGCCAGACUCAAGCCAGUCGUCUGCAGCAGUCUCGGGCCAGUGGGUUCCAGUGGAGGAAGGAGACCCCACUUUGAGGCUCUGAAUAUUCAGAUAUUGUUUGUAUCACCAUCUUGUCAUCAAGCAAGUGGAUUCUUGGAUAUCAAACUUUGUCAUAACCCGUGAUCCCCAGUCAUCAUAUUGGUAUCACAUAUCCUCAUGACAUUGUAUGUGAAGACAUCACAUCUGGAACUAGUCUUUCAGUAUGUAGUAUUUUUAAGGAGUGCAGCUGAGAUUAUAGAAAACAAAGUGUGAAUUUGUCAACAACAUGACUGUUGAGUGAAAAGUGACAUUGGAGAGAACCAGUGUUGCAAGUAAUGAGGCCUAUCGGAUUAGGCCUAUUGUUUCUAUCUGCUUUUGUUUAACUUAAAUGUUAUAGUGCUGAAUAUUGAGAUCAUGCAGUAGCUCAAGUUUGUAAUAAUGCAUAAGACUUUCAGAACCUUCAAAUUAUAGUUUACAAUAAUGAAAACCAUUCUUGUGCUGUGACACAUACAUGAUUAAGAAAAGACUAUUCCAGCUUAUGAGCUCUUUCUUCUAUAGUGCUGGCCAUACAAAGGCAAAUUAUCUGUUUCCCUUUUCUUGUACAGGGCUGUAAUGUAGUUGCAUUUCCUCUGCAAGAAAGCAAUGAAAGUGUUAUAAUUUGCUCAUUCAGAUGAAAGUUUUAAAUUUUGCUGUAAUAAUAAUAUAUAUCUCCUUUUGUUGCUCAGAAUUAUCCCACACUGUGUACCAAAAUAUGGCAAACAGUUUUAGUUUUUCUGUCCUAUCAUAGCUGUGAAAAUGUUUGUCUUACUAGAGAAUGACUAGUGCCAGUUUUGUAAAGCAUAAAAGUGGAUGUGUACUUAAAAGCAAAGAAUGGUGAUUUGUUUUUAACAUGUUUAGCUAUAUUGAAAAUUAAACUCUUAAGAAAAAUAUAACUUGCUAUUCAUAUAUCAGAAUGCUGAAGCAAUAGUCAUUUCAAGGGCUUCAGUUUAUGUCAAAGGGAUAAUAUUCCUGCAAUAAAUUUUGCAACAAAUUUACCAUCUCAAGUUGAAGACAACAGUAGAGAGGCUGGUUUCAGAAUGUCUUUGUACACUGGCCAUGUCUGCAGCUUAUAUCUAUAAUGUUCCUGAGCAGCCAAUAUUAUCUGCUAUGUGUUCCAACACUAUUACCAUAAGAGCAGUAAUCUAUUUGUAACACAGGAAAAGCCUUGUAGUACAAGGAAUUAUGGCAUUCUGAAAUACUAGUGCCAGAUAAGAACACUGUCCAGAUCAGUAAUAAUAUUUGUUUUAGGUUGUAGCUACAUUCCUCUGACUUCCAUACCUCAGAUUUUCUCAUAUUAAUGCCCCCUCCCCAAAGUGUUGAAAUAUCUUUUGAACUUGUACAUUGUAGCUCUCUGUUAUUUGACUUUCAGGGCAUAUUUUAACCUUUGUAGUUAUAAGAUUGGUUGGAUCUAUGGCAACAAAUUUCAUAAAGGGGCAGUAACAAUUAGAUUAAUUAUCCUUAUCUGACAUGCUUGCCAUUUCCAGCUUUCUGCUGGUAGAAGCAACAAAUUGGCAGAAAUGGAGAAAAAUUGAAAUAUAUUUUCCCUGAACAGUUGAACUAUGGGAUGGAAGUAAUUAUAAUCAAAAUAAUUAAAUGUUUGUGGGAACAUCCCACAUAUCAUAUUUAUAAAGCACCCACUUUCCAGCUAAUUUUUCACCAUCACUCGCUCUAACCAAUCACAUUGCUUCCAAUGCUUGCAUUUAUACAGCACUUACUGUCUAGCCCGCAUCCCGAUCAUUACAUGCGCUAGCCAAUCAGCGCUCUGCAAACUUCGCUCCUCCAUCACGCAUUGUAUAAAAGGCGGAGCACAUUGCUCGCCAUAGUCAGCGUCGUCAGUGUCAGUGACCACAUCAGCCAGUCAGCUAUCACACUUCGUACAGAGCGAUCGGUCUUCGGAGUCAUCGGCACUCCACUGCAUCAGGGACAGCUGUCUCGGCUCUCCAGCGGUCAUGCCUGACUCACUGGACAACUCAACUGCCUCGGCUCGCCGGCGGUCAUGCCCAACUCACUGGGCAACUGGCAUAGCUGCCACCACUCCAGUGACUGCGCUCCGCAACCAGACUUCUCCCAGCAGCCACGCUCUGCAAUCAGGCAACACCCGACAACUGCCACACUGUGACCAGGCAACUCCCGGCAACUGCCGCGCUGCGGCCAGUCAACUCACUCAGCUGCCAUAACAUUAGUCAACACACCACAGCUGACAUCAUUUCUACCGGUGCAUGCAGCCCUACUUCACCAGCCGAACAACCCUUUGCAGGGCCUACAAACUUUCCAAAGUGGUUUGUCUAUUGGAGUAUCGACAAAUCCCACAUGUUUAACUAAACUUUAGGGGCAAAAUUCUCUCUUCAGAGAACUGUAUCAUCAGAGAAAUGAUAGAAAUUGAACUCAAUCCCAAAAAUGUGAAUGGAGAAGAUAGUUUCUUCAUGAGCAGCUUACGAAAGUCUCUUGUUCAAAUCCCAAAGGGGCAUAAGAAAUCUCUUUCUAAGGACAAAUCAUGACUUUUCUUUCCUCUUCUUAUAGUCCUCAUUAGGCCUGUUAUGUAAUUUCCCUUUUCAGGGUCAUCUUUCACAGUUCACAUUAGUCUGCCCAGGGUUCCAUCUCACCAUCAUCAUCAGUGGCUUUGAUUGGCCAUUCUCUCUACACUUGCUGUGUAACGUCCCCAUUUCCCAGCUUGGCUCUUUGUAUAUCCUGGAGAUAGAGGCUGGAGGUUCCUCAGUUGCAUCAGCAGCCAUCAGUCAGACCACACAGUCAUAACCCAAAAGAUGAAUAAGUUAAAAGAAAUUUCAGACUAUACAGUGUUUUUCUUUUUCUGUUACAAUGUUCAGGAAUGUCAUGAGAUUUUUCUCUUGUUAAAGAAUGAAAUGACCAGUUUUUACUUUAUUUGACCAAAAUCCAGUUACUUCCUAGUGAUCAAUAAAUGUAAUUAUGUUAUGAUGGGGUAACAGCUGAUACAGUGUGUUAAAUAUUCCUUCUGUCCAAUGUGGAAGUUUAUAAGAUCAUUCUGAAACCUUUCCCUCUUGGAAGAGAAUUGCUGAAAAAUAAAUAAAUUAUUGGACUUUGAAUAGCCAGCAUUUAAGAACUGAGUAAAUCCACAAUGACAUAUGGCCUUAUUAAAAUUAUAUUCAGGGCUGCAGCCAGAAAUUAACCAGUAGUGAAUUAUAUGCUAAUAUUAUCUCCAAUAUAAGGAAAUAAUGGCAUGCUGCAGUGAUGAUACACACAGCUGUCUGUACCAUCUUUAUAAUCAUAUCAUUAUUUCUUGGUAAGCUAAGAAAUGUUUGCUAGACUUGAGUUUUUCACCCCUUUUUCUAGGAAACUCUCAGGAAAAUGAAAACUUAUUUUGUUCUUAGACAAAAGAUUUUAAUACACCUCUGCCGAAUGCUUUUAUAUGUUAUUUUAUCACCAGUUUUCAGACUUAAAACAAAACAAAUUGUCUUUAACAAGUAAUUAACUUAAUUCUCCAAACAUUAUUAUGCAUUAUUUAUUGUUAACCUGCUUCAGUUAUUAUGUCCUUAAUUGGUGUGUGAAGCAUAAAGAGCUUAACAUCACAAACAGAACUGCUAUUUAAAAUAUAGUCAUUAUAAUUUGUGUGUGAGGAAUGAAGUUUUCUGAAUUUCUACAGAAAGAUAGGCAUGGCCAUGUAUGAGUGGAAAGAACUGCUGUUCUUUACAGAAUGAAUCAUGAAGCCAAAUACUAGAAUGCAUAUAUGUACAUGACAUGGGUGCAUAUAUAUGUGUAUAUAUAUGUGUUUGUGUGGAAGACAGUGAAAUGAUCUCUUUGCAUUGAUGAUAAAAAAAAGACAUAGCUUGGACAUUGUCUCUAAAGAACGUUCAUCAACAAGACUGUCAAAUGAAGUGGCAAUGAAGAAACAUAAUUAAUGUCUGCAUCAUGGCAAUUGGCUGUGUUGAGUGCUUCACUAGAUGUCUCAUCAGUGAGCCACCUGUCUUCUUCAGGGUUUAUGAUGAACUGAUCUGGAGUCUGAUAAAGAUUAUUCUGUGGACCUGGGAAUGUGCAGCUCUGAAGGAGGCAACAUGCAUUGGUUUGAUUUCUCCCUGGGACAAAACUGCACACUAGCACCAUAACAUUUCCAUACUGAACCAUAGUUUUACACUAAGUUGUAAGUAAAUGCACAAUGAAUGCUUGAUUAAGACUAAAAGAAUUAUGUAUGUAUUAAAAUAUAAAGAUGCAGUGUGUGAACUUAUCUUAUGAGCUCCGAAAAUGCUGCAAUUGUUUUUGUUCAUAACAUCUCUGGAAUUUGUGCCUCAGAAACUUUUAAUCACUUCUGGGAUUUCACAUUUUUUAUCCAUUUUGGCAACUAUUUCAUUGCUAAGCACAGUAAUUGGUCUUAAAGGGACAUUUUCCCUGGGAGUAAAACAACUAGAUUGUGAUGCUAACUUUAAUCUUCAUCUAGUGCGAAGAUCAGAGAUUUGUGGAGUUAUGCCUCCACUCCCCCAUACAUGGUUAUGUGCUUAAUUAAUCACAGGUGCAAUGCUAGUUUUAUAAGGCAAGAGGCCUUUAGUCUUAAGGAUUGUUAUGUUACCCAGUGUGCACACAGAGCAAUGCUUCUUUAUAUCUUUGGCAUAUUCUGUUCCUAAAUAAUUUAGUGUUAUGGGAAACUUAAUCAGGACAAUGAACUUUGCAUCUAUAUUUCUUUGGUGUCAGUGGAUUUGAACACUAAACUGAGGAAACCGUAAUUGGAGGAAAUUUAACACGGAUAUUCUUAACCUGAAAUCACUAACAUUCAACCUUAAAGGAGGAAAGAGCUCAAGUCAAACCUCCCAAGUUGAAGCAAGUGUCCUAACCACCAAACUGUGUUGUCUGGUGCCAUUUUUAUUGUUGUGACAUAUAGCAUAAAGUUUUUCAGAAUAUUCCCAUUAGAUAAUGUUGCCAUUUAGUUAAAAAAUGUUAAGAAUUGCCAGAAGUGUUAUGUACAUGCAGUAUUGCUGCUUUUUCUUAUCCUUUAUUUCUUUUCAUUUCCCUCCAUUAUAAUACAUAUUAAAGAAUAUUUAGUAAGUGACUUUGAUAACUGUUUAAGAAUCUAUCUUUAAUAAAUGAGGUAAAUGUAGCAGCAGUGGACCACUUCAAAAAUGAUUUCAAAAUUUGGCAGAAGUAACAAUUCUGUGAUUACAUUUGAUAUCAAAUAGAUCUUCUACCAAAGUACUUCCAUAAGACUCAUCUUUUAUGCAUACAAAUUGUGCAUGUUAUUCAGUUACUAUGUAUAUUUCAUGGUUCUGUAAACCUAUAUAAUAAAUAGGAUGGAGUAACAGCACAAAAAGAGCAGACAGCAAGAAAAGUAGUAAUAUAUGUGUCCCAGAGGUUGAUCAGUUAAUUCUGUACCAGGCUUUCAAGUAUACAUUAGAUAUAAUAUAACAGAAAAUUGGCUUGUGGCAAAUGAAGAUUAAUGUAUGACUAGUGUGUAACAUUAAAAAGUUGUCCACCUAAUUUUUGUACCUUCAUUUGGAAAUUUACCACAGCAUUAAUUACAGAUAUAACCAAAAGUAAUUUUAAUUAUUUCCAUAAUUUUUAAUUACAGGGUAUUUAGUCUUAAAUUGCUUGAAUAGUCUACAGUACGAUCUGCAGAAAGACGUUCUGCAGUUUAGACUGGCAGAAAUAUUGCAAUAUUAAGUCAUUAAACAAAUUAAUGAAGGAAGGUUGUGUUUGGUAAAAUAUUUGCAAGUGGAGUGAAUCAUUUGGAGAUAUUUUAGGCUGUGACUGAAAUCAGAUAUACACUUCAGAUUUGAAUUCUGAUGGUUGAACAUGUACAUCUUCCAUAACAUAAUACUCAAAACUCUGAAAUUGAUAAUGUAGUUUACUGUAUUUGGUCGUCCUUUCUGUCUGCAGAAGCGCAUAUAUGAUUCAUAUAGGGAAGAUUACUUACUUAUCAUAAUGGCCUAUGUGCCCACAUACCAUAACUUUAUGAGUUUCAUGAAGAAUCUUAGUGAACAUUAAUUAGAGAUUAAUAUAAUCAUGUAAGAAAUAAGCAGUUUUAUCUCCAGUUCAUAACCUUGUAAUAAAGUCCAUCGAAAUGGUUCAGACAUGACAGUGAUAAAAAAUACUUCACUCUUGCUGCAUUUUCUUCAUAAUAGGCUCAAAUUUCUUCUGAGUAUGAGGAUCAUUGUUAUGGAGUACUAAUAAUCCUGCUGUUUGUAUUUUUGCCCUAACCUCUCUCUGAUACACACAAAAAUAAUAUUUUAUAUAAUGUAUGUCUGUCAAUGCUUGAACUGAAAAUUGUACCUGCUACAAAGACUAGGAGGACAGCUGGACUCUUCCAGAGACUACAGUCUCUGCAAUGCAAUAAUGUGAUGAAUAAACACAAUGCAAACGAAUUAAGUAAGAUGGAUAUUGGGAGAAUACAAAUCAUAAAUGGUGCUAAAUAAUUAAUCAUUGUCACACAAGUAUUGUUGCAGAAGCCUAAUAACUGGUUUAUUGUAUAUUUGAGGAAAAUGCAUAAUUUUCUGUUAUCUUGAAAAGAAGAUAAUGUUUAAUAUGUAUUCUGCAUACUGUAUUUAUGCAUGUAACAUAAUCAUGCAGGUAUAUCCAGUAUACCUUUUGGUAAUAACAUUUUCAGGGAAAUGAUGUGUUGAGAAAACUAUAACACUAUAUCUGAAAACUUUCUCAAGUUAACUCAGCAUUAAAAUUUAGCACAAAAUCAUGUGUGUCCUUGAAGGUGAUGGCUUAAAACACUUAUAUUUAGGGCACUAUUUGAACCUUGAAUUAAUAUGCUCCUUGUACAGUCAUGUUUUUCUCUUCACACAUAGUAUUUCUUACCAACCCAGCCCCUAGAUUAUGAAGAGUUCUUUCUUCUGGGAUGUAAUGCUGUGUAGUCCAUUGAAAGUCAACUGACUUUGUGGGGAGAUAUGUCCUCUCCAUCUUCAGGGUUGAAGAUACCAGCAUGAAAUGCCCUGAAAAGGACCAUUUUCCUUUUUCACUGUUCCUAUUGGGCAGUGACCAGGCCCCAUUUCCUGUCCCCCUCCCAUGGAUUUGAGUGACCUUGCAAUUUGCCAAUGCAAACUAAACACUUCCUCACUGUAUACAAUUCAACCCUGAAGAUGGAGGCAGCAUAUUCCUCCAGAACUUUAAUGUUGGGAUCUGCCUACAAGACUAUACAGCGUCAAACCUGGAAGACCAAAAUCUGAAUAACCAUCACCAUGGAAACCGCAAAUUGUGUAUCUAAAUAUUUCACUUAUUGACCAACAAAUGUAAUUUAUCUAUACAGAAAUUUUGUGAUAAUUUUUAAUGCAUUUGCUCUUAAACUUUUUGGUUAAUUCUAUUUAAAUAUUCUGAGUACAUGAAAUGAGAUUUUAUGUCAUUGGAACCAAUGUCUGCAUAACAACUAUCUUCUGAAACCCUUUGGCAUUCAAUGAACGGUUGUGGUUACAGAGCAGAAAAGUGAAUCUACUUUACUAGGCUUCCAUAAUAUCACAUCGUUUAAUGCCAAAGGUUUACAGCAUUUAUUAUGUACAGAUGAAUAUUAUAAAGAAGUAUUAAUUUUGUAUUAUAAAUUCAGCUUAUACUCAUGUAUCUGAAAGUGUGUCAUUGCACCUGUUCAGAAGUAAUCAGUUUUGAGCCUCACUUGUAUGGACACCUAUAGUUUGUUUAAAUAAUUCAGUCUGAUUAAUGAUCUACUUUUCACUAUAUAGCAGGAUUGUAAUAUGUAUUAUUAUGGAGUUUAAGAAUUGAUCUAACAGUUCACAAGCAUGAUAAUUAUUGAACACAAACUUACAUAAAGAGAAAUAAUAAUUAUGUUGUAAAAAAGACUUAUGUAUCAUAUUGUCUGUAUGACGAACAGUCUGUUGAGUAUAAAAGGGUCUAUAAAUAUUCAUAAGUCAUUAACUGCCAAAUUUAUGUAUUUGUUUAACUUUAGAAUGCUGUUGUUUAAUUAGAUUAUAUACACAUAUGUCACCAUUAAAGCGUGUAAUCUGUUGUUUUA